This is a messenger RNA of Temnothorax curvispinosus, 5108 nucleotides long. RefSeq names its product protein phosphatase 1 regulatory subunit 12A (gene Mbs). Gene Ontology annotation, molecular function: phosphatase regulator activity; protein kinase binding; enzyme inhibitor activity. The record is from RefSeq and is a predicted model, not a curated record. The transcript has 21 exons. Gene Ontology annotation, biological process: signal transduction. Lineage: Eukaryota; Metazoa; Arthropoda; Insecta; Hymenoptera; Formicidae. The coding region runs from base 775 to 3861 and encodes 1028 amino acids. Gene Ontology annotation, cellular component: cytoplasm.
GUUUCCGUAAAUGAGUGCCUAGCAGAGGUGGUGUGUGGUGUUCGACUGUGGAAGGCGACUGGCGACUGGCGACCCCGUGCACGACCGCUCCCUCCGGGUAACCCCGUCAAAAGGCCUGAAGACUCCGGCGCGCGCGUCCCGACAAUAAACACGCGGAUGGGAAUACGGCCCCGGGCGCGAUCCGCUCUCUCAUAUAUGGAGCAGAAUCGCGGGAAACGCCUGUUUCACGUGCCGUGUCGCGCGCAGUGAAGCAAAGUGUACGACUGUGUGCGUGCAUGCGUGCGUGCGUGCGUGUUCAACUUCACGUAGCGCGGUCGCCGCCGCCGUCAUCGUCGUAAUCGUCGGAAACACGAACCGAGCGAAGUGGAAGACCCGAAAAGGGCGCGCGCGGGCAAGGGCAAGAAGAAGAAGAAGCCAGAGAGAGCGGCGCGAGGGCCGAGCGCGAGCGCGAGCUGGAGCGAACGAGCGAGUGAAUGAGUGAGUGACCGUGUGCGCGUGUGCGCCGACGGCUUGCAUGUGUGGCGCGCGGCCGCGCGCGGGUGCCAAGCGCGAGAAGAAGGAGAGGAGCCCGUGCGCGCGACAGGAGGAGCGAUUAUAGGAGCAGCCUGCCAGCCUCUCUGCCGUGCCCCCUUGAGAGAAGAGGAGCGCGCGAGCGGCGCUCGGAGCCCGAGCGCGUCGUGACUUUUUUUUUCUCUUCUCUUCUCUUCUCCUCUCUUCGCUGCCGUCGCCGCCGCCGCCACCGCCGUCCUCGCCGCCGCCGCCGUCGUCGGGGCAAUGUCUCUCGAGACACGUUCCAGCUCGGCCCUGUUCAAGCGUGCCGAACAGCUCAAACGCUGGGAGCAGUCCGAGACGAAUCGCGAGCCCACGCAGCCGCGGCAGGUCGCGCGCAAGAUCAAGUUCUCCGCCGACAUCGUGUUCCUGGCGGCGUGCGCGGCCAGCGACAAGGAGGAGGUCGUGCGCCUGCUGCAGAACGGGGCGAACAUCAACACCGGCAAUGUCGACGGCCUCACCGCGCUGCACCAGGCUUGCAUUGACGAUGACCUGGAUAUGGUGGAGUUUUUGGUGGAACAAGGAGCGGAUAUCAAUCGUGGAGAUAAUGAAGGCUGGACGCCCUUACAUGCCACAGCAUCUUGCGGAUUCAUAUCUAUCGCUAAAUACCUAAUAGAACAAGGAUGUAAUCUGGCAGCGGUAAACAAUGACGGUGAACUGGCGCUGGAUAUUGCAGAAAGCGACGAGAUGGAAGACAUGCUCCAACAGCAUAUAAAUAAAGCAGGUAUUGAUUGUGAUCAAGCGAGGAGUGAUGAGGAAAGAUCAAUGCUGAAUGACGCAAAAGCUUGGCGGGCAGGUGCACCAGGCAAAGAUUCCAUCCAUCCGAGAUCAGGAGCCACCGCACUCCAUGUCGCCGCCGCCAAAGGCUACAUCAAAGUCAUGCAAAUAUUACUACAAGCUCGAUGCAAUGUUGAUGCACAGGACUUUGAUGGAUGGACGCCUUUGCACGGUGCGGCACAUUGGGGCCAACUGGAAGCUUGCAAACUUCUUGUUGAGAAUGGCUGUGAUAUGGAUAUGAAAAAUUACGCUGAUCAAACUGCUUUCGAUGUUGCUGAUGCAGACAUCCUCAAAUCUCUUGAAAACUUAAGAGAGCAACAAGCACUUAUCGUGAAAGAAAAUCCACAAACAAAUAAUAAGAAGCAAUCGUCUAUACCAAAGAAACGUGUCUCAACGAGUGCUGAUAACGCAGUAGCGGCACAAGAAUCUACCGAGAUCUUUGAAGAGGAAACGCCAAAUAAAGUUAAGAAGGUUGAAUUAGAGAUUCAAUCCGAUAAAGAAGAUUCCAGCACUAGUACAAACAGCGACGUUGAAGCAACACGUGAAACACACAUGGAAGAGAGUGAUGGUGAAGGUGAAUCUGAGACUAGCUCAGAAUCACACUCUUCCACUUUCUCCAAUCAAUCUGAUAAGUCUAACCACGCGACAUGUCUUACAGAUGACGAAAAGAAAAAUAGAGUAAACAAGGAUGAAAGUGCACCCCAUAGUCCAAUAUCUCCGGUCGAAACUAAUAAAGUUCCUAAUCAGGCUCCAAUAUUGCCUCCAAAACAACAGACUGAUAAUAACGAGGACGGUGUUGUACCAUCUUGGAGACGUUCAGGUUCCUUUCGAAAUAGAAUGCAAAGUACUGAUACUACUAAUUCUGCACCUACAAAACUCGAAGAUAAGGAUAACAAUAUUAAGAUACCAACAACACCAAACAAAGUUAGUGGAGAAUCCGAUGUGGUAUUAAGAAGGACGCAUAGUUUCGAGACAGAUGAAAAGUUUUAUGAGCAGUAUUUGGCAUUACGUGCUCGCAUCAAGGCGUUCUCGUGCCCUACUCUCCAUCGCUGCAAUGCAGCUACUCCUACCCACACCAAUGCUACGACUCGCUCUGCAUCUCUACGCGAAACACACAGAAAAAAAGACGUGAAAUUAAAUUUGGAAUUAUCAAGACUGCCACAAGGAAGCAAUACACUUUCACCAACAUCCGCAUCUAAAACAUUGGCAUCGAGUCUAUUGUCAUCCAUUACAACAACUACCACUGCCACCACAACAACAAGUCCUAUUCCAGUCAAUCAAAUUCGCAGUGUUCAACCAGUGGAAGCUGCAUCUACAGUUGUAUCGAAUACAAAUAAUGCAGUAGCAACUGCUCCUGGAACUCCCACUACACCAGGAGGGAGCAAGCUAAGUCCAGGAAAUAUCUUCAAGAAUUUCUUCAAAUCCUUCGUUCCGCCGGUACGCGAUGAGGAAAGUGAAACCCAAAGGAAAGCCCACGCAAAGAGAGUAAGAGAAACUAGAAGGUCGACUCAAGGUGUGACGUUGGAUGAGAUCAAGAGCGCGGAACAAUUAGUGAAGAAAAAGCAACAGAACAACGAAUCGCCGACAUUGCCGCCGUCCACGCAGCCUACUACUACCGCCAGCAAUACAGCUUCGAUCACAGCUACAAUAACAACCGCAACCUCUACUACCGUGACUCCUGCGAAUAAAGUUUCUGAAGAAACUAAUUUACCUGAGAGACGACCGUCUUGGAGAUUAAGGGUAGACAAUGGAAGCAAGUUUCAGUUGGAGGAUGCUAAUAAUAAACCUACUGAUAACGCAACGGCCUAUAUGAGAAGACCGUCUGGUGGAACUGGUGUACCCAGACCAUCAUCAGCUCCAGUGGAAACUAUUGCUACCAGUAGUACAGAAACCACAGUUACUUUACCCCUUAGGAGAUCGUUAAAGCAACCUGAUGACAAAGAUCAAGAUAAGGAAAAUGACAGUAGGAACGCACAAGCUACACAAGCGGUUAUUCAAAGGAGACGUCGGCCUAAGAGAAGAUCGACAGGUGUAGUCCACGUGGAUAUGGAUGAAAUUGACCCAGAAAAACAAGAUCUAACUGCUGGCGGUGAUUGCGAUGAUUCCAAAAUUAAUCACAACGAAAGCGGAAACGAUCGUUCUGGGAGAGCCACUAGAUUAGGUUCGAUAUCUUCGCUAUCGUCGGAAGCCUCGUCAACACCAAUCAGAUUAAAAUCAAACAGUUCCGAGAACGGCGAAUUAGACUAUAAGAAACUAUACGAGGAAUCUCAGGUCGAGAACGAAAGGCUAAAGGAGAAACUGAAGCGCUCCGACGAGCAAUUGAAAGAAGUCAGGCAUUUAUUGGAAAAAACGCAAAUCAACCAAAACAAAGUAAUUCUCUCUGAGGCAGAGAAAAGGGAGAGGCGAGCCAUGGAAAGGAAACUUUCAGAGAUGGAAGAGGAAUUGAAGGUGAUGGACCAACUAAAAUGCGAAAAUCAGAGGCUAAAAGAUGAAAAUGGUGCCUUGAUCAGAGUAAUCAGCAAAUUGUCCAAAUAAAUCUUGUAGUCUCAACUGCACACACAUCGUAAUGAAAUUUUAAGUUGUAUUACAACUAUAUUGAAUGAAUUGCUUUAACUAUAGCAGCAUCAUCAUUAUCGCUAGUAUUCUUUACAAACGUGCAUUAUGCUACCGAUGAAUUUAUCUUUGUAGUAAUUUAACUUAUUCCAAUUAUGAGAUCAAUUAAUCGCAUGGCUGUGCCAAAGGCGAAAAGAAAUGUUACUCUCCUAUUCUUAGACUGUGAAUAACUUGAUCGUAAAAAAGACUUAGAGAAAUUUUACUUUGUGGAAUUACUUUUUAUCGUCAUGAAAAGAUGAAUUUUAUAAUCCAAUAUAUAAAACCGACUUAAUGCUUUAUAGUAAAAAAAAAAAAGGAAAAGUCAGCUUUAUUUUAUUUGACUAUUAGGAAGAGAAAAAGAACUGUUAAUCUUUACGGACAGUUUUCUUUUUUAACAAAUCGCGUUAUCGAUGUUGAUUCUUUAUAAGGACAUUUUGUAAAUACAGAUAAAUAGACAAUGGUGAUGUGACAUUUUAGUAAUUUGAGAAGAGAACUUUUACCCGCGGAGUAAGAAUUUUGAAACACUCUGAUUGCAUACGAGCAAAUCCAUAUAAUGUAUCGUAAACGAGUUUGCAUUACCGAAGCAAUAAGUGACAUAUAUCUGUAUAACUAAAUUACGCAGGUGGUAAAGAAGGAGUCAAAGAACAUGACCUUUGCUACUCAAGUGGCCUUUCUCUGAAGACUGCAAUUUGUAAAUCCUUCCCAUCAUUGCCAUUUUUGCAGUAUAGACAGAAAUUUGAUGCAUAUACGGGAGUAAAUGUUUUUAAUUACUCUGUAAUAUAAUACAUUUUCUUAUAUAAUAUCACAGAUAUGUAAAAUAUACUUUAGACACAUCGGGAUUUUUAAUCUCCUUUAAAGUGCUAAAAAUUACUGUACGUUAGAGCUGUGGUAACUUCAGUUCGAACUGUUGAUGUAGAAUCUGUGUUAUUAUUUUUAACUACCUGUCCAAUAUAAAAUGCUGUUACCUAUUAUUUUCUUAUAGCAACAACAAUGAUUGUCCAAUACGCUCUGGAUAAAGACGAAUUUAUAAAUAUUGGACAAUGGAAUGUGUAAUUGACAGUUGGCAUGUUUUUUAAUGAUAUUAUUGUAAACAAUUGUAAAAAAGGAUGACUCAAUGUAGUUAUUUCGUAAUGAAGUUUAUUAGAAAAUAAUAUUUGUGUAAAUAUUUAAUACAUAGACUUAUACAUGAA